GCAACCAAUGGAUUUGAUGGCACAGCCACGUCAUAACCUCAAAAUAUUUGUCCCCACUAGACAACUUGGCAUUUAUAAAACCAGCCAUUUUGAUUGAACUCCUCGGAAUUCAAAGUUGAAACUCUGGAUUUGCUUCACAGGAGAAGUAAAAUGGUGGUCGAUAAACUCAACCUCACGCCGGUCUCCAAAUUUGAUGAUACCUUCGACAGAGCUUCGGAACUAAAAGCGUUCGAUGAAACUAAAGCCGGUGUUAAAGGACUGGUCGACGCCGGUGUAGCCGAAAUCCCAAGAAUAUUCUACCGGCCACCCAAAAAAGACAGUUCCGAUUCCGACAAGAACUCGGUUCCCGGCGAAAUCCAACUCGGUGUUCCGGUGGUGGAUCUCGAAGACAUCGAUAUAGACCCCUCGAAACGCAGGGAUGUGGUCGACAAAAUCCGAGAGGCGUUGGAGACGUGGGGGUUUUUCCAGUUGAUAAACCAUGGGAUUCCGGCGAGUGUUACGGAGGAGAUGAUAAAUGGGGUCCAUGGAUUUCACGAACUAGACACUGAAGUGAGGAAACAAUACUAUACGCGAGACACCACCAAGCCUUUGGUUUACAAUUGCAAUUUCGAUCUGUACAGCGCCCCGGCUGCCAAUUGGAGGGAUACGUUCUUCUCUUACAUGGCCCCAAAUCCUCCCAAUCCACAAGACUUGCCCGAAGUUUGCAGAGACAUCUUGGGUGAUUAUUCGAAACGAAUAGCGAAGCUUGGGGAAGUGAUAUUUGGGCUGCUUUCGGAGGCUCUUGGUCUGAACUCAACCCAUUUGGUAGACUUGGACUGCAACGAGGGGCUGGCUGUUCUGUGCCAUUAUUAUCCGGCAUGUCCGCAGCCGGAACUGACCAUCGGCGCCACCGAGCACUCCGACGAUACCUUCGUCACGGUGCUGCUGCAGGACCAUAUCGGAGGGCUUCAGGUGCUUCAACAGAACAAGUGGGUGGAUGUUCCGCCGGUUCCCGGCGCCUUCGUCGUCAACGUCGGCAGCUUAUUGCAGCUGAUAACGAAUGACAAGUUCGUGAGCUCGGAGCACAGAGUGGUGGCAAAUCACGUGGGUCCGAGAGUAUCGGUGGCAAGUUUCUUUACAACCGCCACACAACAGACCUCGAAACUUUAUGGACCUAUCAAAGAAUUGUUGUCGGAAGAAAACCCGGCCAAGUACAGAGAAACCACAGCUAGAGAAUUCAGUCUCUACUUCGCUGAAAAAGGCCUUGACCAGAAAACUGGUGAUGUAAGAAGCACCAUAGUUGGCGAUGAUAACAAAUGAGUCCGGCAGAAUCAACAGGAAGAAAAAAAUCAGCUACUUGAUUGCUUCAUUGGGGUUGCAAAUCACCUGGAGCUUUGUGCUAGCAAUAAUAGAUGGCUAUGCUCUGGUGAGAAACAA
This is a messenger RNA of Momordica charantia (bitter melon), 1416 nucleotides long. RefSeq names its product 1-aminocyclopropane-1-carboxylate oxidase homolog 1-like. The record is from RefSeq and is a predicted model, not a curated record. Lineage: Eukaryota; Viridiplantae; Streptophyta; Magnoliopsida; Cucurbitales; Cucurbitaceae.